Molecule: messenger RNA, 618 nt
Organism: Ostreobium quekettii
Lineage: Eukaryota; Viridiplantae; Chlorophyta; Ulvophyceae; Bryopsidales; Ostreobiaceae
Source: the annotation of a GenBank genome assembly
AUGCUCCUUCCGCGCUGCGGAGGCUUUUGGAGCCGCGAGGCCUCGCACCCUGCGUCGCCGGGGGUGGGGGGGACGGCGCCAAGGACGUCUGCGGCCCUGGUGGCGGCGGGAGCGGUGGCCGCGGCGUGGCAGCGUGAUGCGGGAGGGACUGAGGCGGCAGAAGAGGCCAUUCAAAAGGUACACCGUUCCCUCAACAAGCAUUGUGAGCCCGCUGGCGCGCAACAGCUGAGGGACGCAGUGUGCUCCAUUGAAAACGAAGUCAGCAGCCUGCGCUGGAGGCAGCCUCUGACGAGCGACCACGCGGGGGAUUUCUUGGCCAAACUGUCCGAGGUCCAUGGGCACGGGCUUGGGGCAUGCGUUGAGGAGGACGUCUGCUUUGACAUCCUGGAUUGCCUCCAUGCAGAUGCCACGUUUCAGGGAGCCCUGGGCAACGGAGGAAAACUUCUGGCCAGCGGCGUGGUCGCGGCGGCCUACGCGAUAUCCGUCCCAUCCUCGCGCGUCGCCCUCCUCUCCAUCCUGCCCUCGCUGUCCGACCUGGCGUCCCACCCGGGUGACGUCAUCCGGGCUCAGGCGGAGGCCGUGGUGAAGUCAGUGCUCCGCCUGUCCAACCAGAAUUAA